Messenger RNA from Pediculus humanus corporis (human body louse), 1293 nucleotides. RefSeq names its product tRNA pseudouridine synthase, putative. Gene Ontology annotation, biological process: tRNA pseudouridine synthesis; mRNA pseudouridine synthesis. Gene Ontology annotation, cellular component: nucleus; cytoplasm. Gene Ontology annotation, molecular function: pseudouridine synthase activity; RNA binding. The transcript is spliced from 8 exons. The record is from RefSeq and is a predicted model, not a curated record. The coding region runs from base 1 to 1293 and encodes 430 amino acids. NCBI's taxonomy places the organism in Eukaryota, Metazoa, Arthropoda, Insecta, Psocodea, Pediculidae.
AUGAAAUUGUAUUCCAACAUAAUUUUAUUGGUAAAAAGACAAUUCAGUUCUAUGGCUGAAAAAUAUAGAAUUAUUAAAAAAAAAGAAUUGAACAAAGAAUCAUUAAAUGAUUUGACUCGUGAGGUAGAAAAUGAAAAGGAAAAAAAAAAAAAAAGGAAAUUUAAUUUUUCUGAAAUAUCAAAAAGGCAUAUUUUUUUAAAAUUCUGUUACUUUGGUUGGGAUACUUCUGGAUUUGUCAUUCAAGAAAAUACAUCCAACACCAUUGAACAAUUCAUGUUUGAUGCUUUAAAAAAAUGUUGUCUUAUUGAAAAUAUUGAAACUAGUAAUUAUCAAAAAUGUGGAAGAACUGACAAAGGUGUGAGUGCAUUUUCCCAGGUUAUCUCUUUAGAUGUAAGAAGUAAAUUAGAAAAUCCAAAUCAUGAAAAUGCAGAACAAGAAAUUGAAUAUUGUUCUAUGUUAAAUAGGUUAUUACCACCAUUUAUAAAAUGUUAUUCAUGGGCACAUGUCGGAUCUGAUGUCGGUUCCAGGCAUGAUUGUUCGGAAAGAACAUAUAAAUAUUAUUUUCCCAAAGGAAAUCUCGAUAUUAAUCUAAUGCGAGAAGCUGCCAAAUCGCUAUUAGGUUCACACGAUUUUAGAAAUUUAUGUAAAAUGGAUGUAGCUAAUGGUAUAACAAAUUUUAAUAGAAAUAUUAUUUAUGCAGACAUAAAACCAUGUUCAUUUUUACUAGAAAAACAAUCAGGUUAUCAAUUUUACAUAUUUGAAAUUAAAUCAAAAUGUUUCUUAUAUCAUCAAAUACGAAGUAUAAUGAGUGUUUUAUUAUUGGUCGGACAGAAAAAAGAAUCACCCGACAUUAUAAAUGAUUUACUCGACAUAAAUAAAAAUCCUGCUAAACCUCAAUACGAUUUGGCUUUACCCAUGCCAUUGAAUUUAUUCGAAGCACAAUUUACUUCAAUUUCAUUAAAAUGGAAUGUAAAUGAAAACAACAUAACCAAAAUAAUAAAAAACUUUCAAGAAUUAUGGAAUGAUUUCAGUGUAAAAAGCAUCAUGAUAAGAGAUGUGAUUAACGAUUUGAACAAAUUGAAAGGAAAUUAUGGUGAAAUUGAUGAAAUCCAAUCUUCCCAGGGCGAUUAUUUUUUUUAUGGAUCAGUUAAAAAAAAUUACAAACCGUUAUUGACGCGUGAAAGAUGCCGUUCGUUGGAAGAAAAAAUUGGUAGCCUUGUUAAGAAAAGAAAAUUAGAAAAAGUGGAAGAAGAAGAAGAAGAAGAAAAAAAAUUUGUUGAUUCAAAUUUAUGA